Molecule: messenger RNA, 2154 nt
Organism: Ramularia collo-cygni
Lineage: Eukaryota; Fungi; Ascomycota; Dothideomycetes; Mycosphaerellales; Mycosphaerellaceae
Exons: 2
Coding region: 1-2154 (717 amino acids)
Biological process (GO): regulation of DNA-templated transcription
Molecular function (GO): acetyltransferase activity; zinc ion binding; DNA-binding transcription factor activity, RNA polymerase II-specific
Source: RefSeq, a predicted model, not a curated record
AUGUCUCACGGGAGCCCAACUUCAGGAUUUACAGCCGUCAAUGGUGACGCACAUCGAAACACAUCUUUCAGACCAGACGAGUCGGUCCAGCGUCCCGUGAACGUGACUCACUUUGAGCGCAAAGAUGCUGCAAUCGAACAAGCUGGGGUCCCACAGCAGGUCCACAGCUGGCGGCCUGAUGAGCGUUCCGCAACACAUUCCGGCGAUUCUGGAGAAUCUCCAACAAACAAGAGAAAGCGCGCCGAUUCCGAAAAAGACGCAGCUCCUUCCAGCGUUCCUGAAGACAGGCCUAAUGCGACGGAAAUCGUGGCUUCCAAGCGGCGAAAUGCAGCUAUGGAUGCGUCAGCUACUGUUUCGACUACCUCCACUCCUCAUCAAACUGUCGCUCCUGUAGCUUUUGAUCACACCCGUGAGAGAGUAGUCCCAGGCAUAUAUGAUCGUGAGCCUUCCCCGAUAUUCAUGAAAGAUCGUGGCGCUCCUCCGCCUCCCCCUCGACCCGAAGUUGCAGCAGACCUCGCAAAAUCCUUGCAGCGUGAAUUGGCAUCCGCUCAGGGUCAGCAGCGAUAUGUCUCGCCAGCAGGACAAAGGAAUUCCCAACAAGUGUCUCCCGAAGCAUCGGAUGAUCGUCAGCAUACUGUGCCGGUUGAGACAAGCGCCAGUCCUGUGGAUGGUUCGUACGAUCAUCAGCAGUCACCUCCGUAUGAAUCGGAAACUGGCCAAAAUGGCGAUGCCGACGAUUCAAGCAGCAAGAAGCGAAAGCGAAAUUUCAGCAAUCGGACCAAGACUGGCUGCCACACUUGCCGGGCGCGUAAGAAGAAAUGUGACGAAAACAAACCCAUCUGUCACAAUUGCCAACGCGGCGGCUUUGAGUGCGGCGGCUACGGACCCAAGCCACCAGGCGGUAGCAAGGUUAGCGCCGCCCGGCCGUUGACCGCGAUCAAGCCCGCCUACGAGCCUUCACACGGACCUUCACAAUUCUCUCUCGGGCCUUAUUAUGACAAUCGUCCAAGACAGCCUCAACCGACAUAUGMGCAACCGAAUUAUGCGCCCCCACCUCCACCCCCGCAAAGGGCAGCGUCGCACGGUCUUCCGCCGGUUCACCACUACAAUCAUCCUCAUGUGCCACGACCUGUUGAUUUUCGUCCCCGAGAUGGAUACACCAUGCAGUACCCGGAGCCACCGCAUCACGCGGAGCGCUUUCCUCCUCAUGGCCUGCCUCAACCGCCACCGCCUCCAGAAUAUGGAGCAUUGCCUCCUUAUCGCGUCUACCCUGAUCCUAACCACUCUUCCCAUCAUCGCACCCCUUCUGCGCCGUCUGCUCCUCCCGUGCUACCCAGAUAUGGCACAUUAGAUCAAUACCACGGUCCACCUGGACCUCCCACAACGAUCAGCUCCAAAGACAGCGGCAUCUCAUCCCACUCCACCAGCCAGCGCUCCAGACCCGGUCUCGUCUAUCGAUCUGGAGAGAAGAUAGACAGAAGCAAGAUGAUCACCGGCGAGCCCUGCUUAUACUUCACCGACAGAGCGCUGAUCAACGAGCGUGCUUCCUGCAAGGAAAUUCUCGAGCGCUACAACGAUGCCGACAGAACCACCUCGGGCGUAAGUAUCGAGCACAAGGGUGUCAUCUUCUCCCAACUCGUCAAUCCCAAGGAGCGCAACGAUUACGGGCAUAGCUGGGAUGGGCCCAUUGGAUCCGUCGGAGAUCGGGUCGUCGUUCAAGCGCCAUUCUCCUGCGAAUAUGGCUACAACCUCAACUUUGGAGACGAAACCAUGAUCAUGCGGAAUUGUCACUUUCAAGAUGCAGCCACAAUAUCKAUCGGCUCGCAUGUUACCGUUGGUCCUGGAUGCUCGUUCCUCACGCUCGUGUCACCUACUUCAGCAGGCCCACAGGGCUUGCACAGUACGGGCGCGAUCCGAAUCGAGGAUGGAUGUACGAUUGGCGGCAAUGUGACUAUCCUACCGUUCCGAACCAUUGGCAAGGGAGCGACGGUCAUUGCUGGAUCCGUGGUUACAAAAGACGUCAAGCCCAAUUCGAUAGUUGCUSGCAACCCUGCCAAGCCCUUGCGGGAAGUCGACGAGGUUGUCGAAAAGGAGAACGCGAAGGCGCUGAAGGAAAUGCAGAAUGGCACUUGGCGACGCGAGAGAUACCCUUGA